Molecule: messenger RNA, 2831 nt
Organism: Mercurialis annua (annual mercury)
Lineage: Eukaryota; Viridiplantae; Streptophyta; Magnoliopsida; Malpighiales; Euphorbiaceae
Product: (E,E)-geranyllinalool synthase-like
Exons: 12
Coding region: 38-2536 (832 amino acids)
Biological process (GO): diterpenoid biosynthetic process
Molecular function (GO): magnesium ion binding; terpene synthase activity
Source: RefSeq, a predicted model, not a curated record
UUCUUUUCAAUUAAUCUUAUUUCUUCUUCCUCAUAAGAUGGAACAUUCACAUUCUUCCAUUAAUGCUCUAGCUCAAGAUGUUAAAGAAAACAUUUUCCUGAACGUUGACCCUUAUGCCCUUAUUGCCACGUCUGCUUAUGACACUGCAUGGCUAGCCAUGGUCCCUAACAAUUCUGACCCUUCGCAGCCCAUGUUCGAGAGUUGCUUGAACUGGGUGCUCACCAACCAGCACCAUGAUGGGUUUUGGGGAGAGUGCGAUGGCCAUGGCGAGCCCACUAUAGAGUGCCUUACGGCUACUAUUGCCUGCAUGGUUGCUCUUAAGAAAUGGAACGUUGGCCAGAAAAUGAUUAACAGAGGUAUGGAUUUUAUUGGAGCUAAUGCAGAAGAUCUUGUUAAAGAAUUAAUAUAUGAUGAAUGGUGGUUCGCCAUUAUCUUUCCGGCAAUGCUGGAGUUUGCACAUGAAAAUGGUCUUCACCUUGUCUUUUCGGAUCACUUAAAGGCCACUUUCAUGCACGUAUUUUAUAAAAGGCAAGAAAUCUUUCAAAGAGAGAAAGUUGUGGAGAAGCAGCAUUACCCUCCAUUGAUAUCUUAUUUGGAAACGUUGCCACUAUACAAUAUUGACAAAGAAGACGUAGCCAAGAAUUUGUGCAACGAUGGUUCACUAUUUCAAUCUCCUUCUGCCACAGCACAAGCUUUUAUGGCUACUGGAAACAAAGAUUGUUUAGCGUACAUGCAAUCUCUCGUCCAAAAAUGCCCUAAUGGAGUUCCACCAACGUAUCCCAUUGAUGAACAGCUGAUAAAGCUUAGCAUGGUGAACCAAAUACAAAAGCUAGGGCUGUCUGAGCAUUUCCAUCAAGAGAUUCAACAAGUAUUGAAACAAGUUCACAGGAAUUACAUGAAUCAAGAUUCACGACCAAAACAAAUCUCUUCAGUGGCACGAAAGUUAUAUAAAGAUUCAUUGGCAUUUUGGCUUCUUCGGAUGCAUGGAUAUAAUGUAUCACCUCGGAUCUUUUGCUGGUUUUUACAUGAUGAGGAAAUUAAAGAUCAUAUUCAAAAGAAUAGUGAUAUUUUUUCAAGUGUAAUGCUUAUUGUUCACAAAGCAACUGAUCUUAUGUUUCCUGGGGAAUAUGAACUUGAAGAGGCUAAAUUAUUUUCAAGAAACUUACUUGAAAAAAGCAUACCAAUGGAAACCGGAGUUCAAAAGAAUUAUUCAUUCCUAAAUUUCCAUAAUGUGAUCAAGCAUGAGUUGAGGUUUCCAUGGCUGGCUCGACUAGAUCACCUCGAACAUAGAAUGUGGAUUGAAGAAAGGAAUAAUUCUGCUUUAUGGAUGGAAAAAGCAUCCUUCGUUAGGUUGUCACUCCAUCACCAUGACAAGCUCAAGAAACUUGCCAUAAAAAAUUACGAAUUUCGGCAAUCUAUUUACAUGAAUGAAUUGGAGAAACUAAAAAGAUGGUCGAAAUUUUGGGGUCUGACUGAAAUGGGAUUUGGUAGAGAAAAAACAACAUAUUGUUACUUUGCAACUGCUGCAAGUGCUUCACUGCCUCAUGAUUCUGAUGUAAGAACUAUGGCUUCAAAGAGUGCAAUAAUUAUCACUGUUGCUGAUGAUUUUUAUGAUUCUGAGGGUUCUUUAGAUCAAUUGGAAAAAUUGACGGAUGCAAUUCAAAGGUGGGAUGGUAAAGGAUUGAGUGGCCACAGUAAGACUAUUUUUAAUGUUCUUGAUGAUCUUGUAAGAGAAAUGUCAGAAAAAUACCUCAAAAAACAUGGAACCGAUGACAUAACAAACAGUCUCCGAUUUAUAUGGUACGAGACAUUCAAUGCAUGGUUAACCGAAGCUAAGUGGAGCAGAAGUGGAUUCAUACCAUCAACACAAGAAUAUUUAGAAACCGGCAUGACAUCUAUUGCUACACAUACUAUGGUUCUUCCAUGUUCUUGUUUCUUGAAACCAAGUUUGCCAAAAAUGAUACCCAAUCCAACCCAACAUGAAACUGUUACGAAAUUGGUCAUGAUUAUCCCUCGUUUAUUGAAUGAUAUUCAGAGUUAUGAGAAGGAAAUGAAAGAAGGGAAAAUUAACAUGGUUUUACUACACAUGAAAGAGAAUCCCGAAGCAGAAAUAGAAGACUCAAUUGCACAUGUGAAACAAAUAAUAAAUCAAAAAAAGAAAGAGUUCAUGAAGCAAGCUUUAAUGGAUGACAUUAAUAUUUUACCAAAAGAAUUCAGACAUUUUCACUUAUCAUGCUUGAAAGCAUUUCAAAUGUUCUUCAACUCUAGCAAUGAAUUUGACUCUACCACCACAAAAAUGCUUCAAGACAUUCAAAAUGCAAUUUAUCUUCCUAUACAAGUCAACAAGCCAAAGCCUCCAUUGCAGCUUAUUCCUGAAGCUCCGAAGCGAUUACAAACAGUUGCGAGCUAUCGUCGUGUUGAUCACCGGCUCAACCAUUACAAUAUUAACUAUACUUCGAAACGUAAUAUUAGUAUAAAACGUCGAUCCGUGGCUAUGUCGGCUAUGCCGUUAAGCUUUGGACUAUGUUUCAUAUAAAUUAAUAAGCUCAAGAAUGCAAUCAUUUAGCUCCUUCAAUUUGGGAUAAAAGAUUAAAAAAGUUUAAAUUUGUAGUUUUAGAUAAAAAAAAAUAACAAUUUGAACUUUUAAUACGGUUAUAUCAGUUACUUCAAAUCCAAGUAAAGUAGUUUUAGAGAUCCUCCGGCUCAUCAAGAAAGCAUGGAGUGCAUGUAAUUCUUUGAGUUUGUUAGCUGAGUUAAUCCUGUGUAAUUAGAUGUAUGAUUAGUUCUUAGCUUAUUUUGAGCUCUAUAAUUAGAGCUCUUUUAGCUUUAAA